This is a messenger RNA of Arachis stenosperma, 2064 nucleotides long. RefSeq lists its product as uncharacterized. Gene Ontology annotation, biological process: telomere maintenance; DNA repair. Lineage: Eukaryota; Viridiplantae; Streptophyta; Magnoliopsida; Fabales; Fabaceae. The transcript is spliced from 4 exons. Gene Ontology annotation, molecular function: DNA helicase activity. The record is from RefSeq and is a predicted model, not a curated record. The coding region runs from base 1 to 2064 and encodes 687 amino acids.
AUGGUAGAAGCUGAAAGAUUACAAUAUCACAGGUUCCACCAGAGCAAGUUUCGCUCCCAUCAAUCGCAAGGCCUACAUGAGUGCCUAAUUCAGGGUGAGAUACAGGCUGCAAGAACUGGCAAACGAGUUAUCCUGCCGUCUUCAUUUGUCAGCGGUCCCCGAUACAUGUACAACAAUUGCAAAGAUGCAUUUGCUAUUUGCAGGUAUGCCGGUUACCCUAGCUAUUUCAUUACUAUCACAUGUAACCCAGAUUGGAACGAGGUUAAAGAUUGCGUUGCGGACUAUUCAUUAAAGCCAAGUGACAUGCCUGAUAUCAUAUCAAGGGUUUUCAAGAUCAAGUUAGAUGCUUUGCUAAAAGACUUAAAGGAUGGUUCCAUAUUCGGAAAGCCCAAAGGAAUUGUGUACACAGUUGAAUUCCAGAAGCGUGGUCUUCCCAACUGCCACAUUUUAUUAUUUAUUCAGUCAGUCGAAAAACCUAGAUCAUCUAAUGAUAUUGACCAUCAUAUAUCGGCUGAGAUACCUGAUGAACAUACCCAACCUAAGCUGUACAGGUUAGUCCAGAAAUUCAUGGUUCAUGGACCCUGUGGGGUUUUGAACACGAGUAGCCCGUGUAUGGUUAAUGGGAGGUAUUCCAAGUUUUAUCCAAUGCCAUUUCGUGAGAAAACAGCCAUAGACAGUGCAGGUUUUCCCACGUCUAAACGGUCGGAUAAUGGUCGUUCAACAAGCAAGAGGAAUGUUAACCUUGACAAUCGGUUUAUUGUCCUGUACAAUGCAACAUUGCUCCUUAAGUAUGGGUGCCACAUAAAUGUUGAGUAUACUUGCCAGACGUCUGCUAUUAAGUAUUUGUUCAAGUACGUCCACAAAGGUAAUGAUCGUGUCACAGCUUCAUUCUUCCGAUCACAUGAUUUAGCUGAUUCUGUUGUCAUUGUGGAUGAAAUCCAAAACUACUAUGAUUGCCGAUAUAUAUCUGCUUGUGAGAAUGUUUUGUACGAAGAUCAUCAGCUUAUUGAGAAUGUUAUCGAGGCUGCGGUCUCAAAGGAUAGUAUGUUUAUUGGCUGGUUUAAGGCUAACAAGGAUUUUGAUCUUGUCCGAACACUAACUUACGCGGAGAUGCUGUCGUUUUUUAUUUGGGACAAGCAGGGGCAUAUGUGGAGGCCACGGAAGCAAGGGAAUGUGAUUGGUCGUCUCACACAUAUUCCUCACUCGCAUGGAAAGGAGUACUACCUUCGUUUGUUAUUGAAUUAUCAAAAAGGGUGCCAUACAUUUGCUGAUGUUCGUUCUGUUGAUGGCAUUGUGUAUGAUACAUUCAAAGAGGCCUGUUAUGCGCUAGGGUUAUUGCAGGACGAUAAGGAAUUUAUCGAUGCACUUAAUGAAGCCAGUUUCCAGCAUUCUGUUCACGAGAUUAAGUCCAUCACGCUUGCCAAAAUUGAAAAACUUUUGCAGCUGAAUAGUCAGAGCCUAAAAGAAUUUACUGACAUGCUGUUUCCUGAUUGUGUUGCUUCGACUGAACCUUCUGACAUAGUCUUUUUUGAUGAGCUCAAUUUUGACAAGACAGAGUUGGCAAGUAUUUCCAUCAAUUUGGUUUCCCGGUUGAAUCGAGACCAGCGCGUUGCGUUUGACACAAUAGCGAAUGCAGUUAGUCGUGGCGCUGGUGGUUUUUUCUUUGGUUGUGGAUACGGUGGAACUGGUAAGACUUUUCUACGGAAUGCACUGUCUACUUUAAUAAGGUCGAAGGGUGAUAUUGUUCUCAACGUGGCAUCCAGUGGCAUUGCAGUGCUGUUGUUGCCUAAUGGGCGAACUGCUCAUUCACGCUUUAAGGUUUCACUCAGUGUUAACCAGGACUCUAUUUGUAAUAUAAGGCAAGGCACACCUCUUGCGCGUCUUAUUUCAUCUGCAAAAUUAAUUAUAUGGGAUGAGGCACCUAUGUUAAAUAAAUUUUGCUUCGAAGCGCUCGACAAGUGUCUUAAGGAUGUUCUUCGUUUUGAUCGUGGAUAUAAUCCUGAUGCUCCAUUUGGUAGAAAAAUGUUGUUCUGGGAGGUGAUUUCUGUCAGAUAUUGCCUGUGA